This is a messenger RNA of Apis cerana (Asiatic honeybee), 4041 nucleotides long. It is a transcript of the gene Hmgs, whose product is annotated as hydroxymethylglutaryl-CoA synthase. Gene Ontology annotation, biological process: acetyl-CoA metabolic process. Gene Ontology annotation, molecular function: hydroxymethylglutaryl-CoA synthase activity. The record is from RefSeq and is a predicted model, not a curated record. NCBI's taxonomy places the organism in Eukaryota, Metazoa, Arthropoda, Insecta, Hymenoptera, Apidae.
UAUUCUAGAUAUUUAUUUUCAUUUACAUCAUUUCAUCAUUUACAUUAGCAUAAUGUACUUUAUUCGAUACUUAUAUAACUUAAAAUUUAAAAUUAUCUAUUUUUAACAAUUAAGAAUAUCUGUUCAUAAAUUUUUCUUUAGUAAUGUAUAUUUUAUAAUAAUAUUAUUUUUACACUAAAAAUAUAUAUUAAAAAUAUUUAUAAAAAAAUAUUAAAAUAGAAAUUAUAUUAUAUUUAUAUUUAUAUUUAUAUUUGUAUUCGAAUUACAUUAUAUUAUAUUUCUUUAUUAUGGAAAUUAUAUUUUAAAGUCGUUUUUGAUAUUACAAUUGUACAUUUUUCUUUUUAUUACGAAGUUUAUUGUAUUCAAAGAUUAUAAAAACAAGAUUAAAUUCUUUGCAAUAUUUCUUUCAAAUUCAAAAUUUUAAAUUACAAAGUCAAUAAGCAUUUAUAUAAUAUAUUUGUAAAAAAAAUCGAGUGAAUUUAUUAUCCCCUCCAAGUGGCAAUAUGACUAGUUGAUUAGGUAGUAAUAAUUCGGUAAGAAUGUUUGGAAUUUAGUUUCUUAAGAAAACUGAUUAGUAAGACAGACCUAUAGCUGAGAAAAAGGUUAAACGAGUUUUAAUAGGAAGUGACCGUAAUUUUCACCUGUCGAGUUUCACUUCUAACCUGAAUUCAUCAUUAGAUCUGUUUGUAAUAGUAACGUAUCUGUUCUUGAAACAUAUAUUUUCUUAUUUAAAAGUUAUAAAUUUAAAAUUAUCAAUAUUAAAAUUUUCGAAAAUAUUCUUACCAUUUUCUCAAGAUUACAGAAUUAAGUGCUAAGAAAAUAUUAUAUAAAGAUAAUAUUUAAAAAACGAGUUCAGUGUAUGAUCAAUAACCGGCAUCACGUGUAUUUUCAAAUAUAGAAAAAAAUAUAUCUUUUCUGUAUAUUGUUAUGCACAUAAAAUACUAAAGAUUAUUUUUUAAAGAUUAUUUCAUGAAAAGAUUAAUAUAGAUUACAGAAAAUAUAAUAUAUAACAAAAUAUUUUAAAUAAAUUAAUCAUGUGGCCAAAAGAUGUUGGUAUUAAGGCAUUGGAAGUAUACUUCCCUGCUCAAUAUGUUGAUCAAACGGAAUUAGAACAGUUUGAUGGUGUUUCUGCUGGAAAAUAUACUAUUGGUUUAGGCCAAUGUAAAAUGGGUUUUUGUAAUGAUCGUGAAGAUAUUAACUCUUUAUGUUUAACAGUUGUACAACGAUUAAUGGAUAGAUAUGAUAUAAAACCUGAAGAUAUUGGAAGAUUAGAAGUUGGAACUGAAACCAUAAUAGAUAAAAGCAAAUCAGUUAAAACUGUUCUUAUGCAAUUAUUUGAACCAUAUAAUUGUACAGAUAUAGAAGGAAUUGAUACAACUAAUGCUUGCUAUGGAGGUACUGCUGCUCUUUUAAAUGCCGUAUCUUGGAUAGAAAGCAGUGCUUGGGAUGGCAGAUUAGCUUUAGUUGUUGCUGGUGACAAUGCCGUAUAUUCUAGUGGAAGUGCUAGACCAACUGGUGGUGCUGGAGCAAUAGCAAUGGUAAUUGGACCAAAUGCACCUUUAAUAAUUGAUCGUGGAGUGAGAUCAUCAUGUAUGAAACAUGUAUAUGACUUUUAUAAACCAAAUUUAAAGUCUGACUAUCCUAUUGUAGAUGGACAAUUAUCAAUUCAAUGUUAUCUUAGUGCAUUGGAUACUUGUUAUCAGACUUAUCGUAAAAAGGUGAUAGAUAAAUACAAUCGUAAUGUGACUUUAGAUAAUUUUGAUUCAUUUUUGUUUCAUUCUCCAUAUUGUAAAUUAGUACAAAAAUCAUUAGCUAGAUUAGCCUUUAUUGAUUUUUUGAAUACAUCUAAAGAAGAAAUAUCCAAAAAAUAUCCAGAAUUAGAAAAAUUUCAUGGUAUUAAACUUGAGGAAACUUAUCUCAAUAAAGAUAUUGAGAAAGCAUUUAUAAAUUUAAGUAAAAAUAUUUUUAUGCAAAAAACACAACCUUCUUUAAUGAUACCAAGUCAAGUAGGAAAUAUGUAUACCCCAUCUGUAUAUAGUGGAUUGGCUUCUUUAUUAAUUAGUAAAUCUGUAAAAGAAUUAGCAGGAACCAAAGUAGGUGUAUUUUCAUAUGGUUCAGGAUUUUGUUCCACUAUGUAUUCAAUAACAAUAACAAAAGAUUAUAAUGAAAAAUCUGAUUUAAUGAAAAUUACUUCUUCACUUUCUUAUAUUAAACAACAACUUGAUGCUCGUCAAAAGGUCUCUCCAGCUGAUUAUACAAAAGUAUUAGAGUUACGUGAACAGAAUUGUCACACUGUACCAUAUAUUCCUCAAAGUAACAUUAAAAAUUUAUUUCCUGGAACCUAUUAUCUUGUACAAGUGGAUGAGAAAUAUAGAAGAACUUACAAUAGAGUAUGAAAUUUCUGUUAAUCUUUACUAUUUAACUUAUUAAUUUUAACUUAAUACAAAACAACAAAAAAAAUUAAGAUUAAAAUUACUAAAUCAAAGAAAAAAAAAUGAUGCAUAAUUAUAAUAAAAUAUUUUCAUUAAACAUGUUUUUAUAAUGAUAAAAAAGCUGCAUCAAGAAUAUUAAAAAUUAAAAAUAUAUUAUUUUUAAAUCUUUUAAAUAUUUUUUAAAUAUAUAAUUUUUAAUCUUUUUAUAAAUAUUAAAAUUAAUAUAAUUUAUAUAAUAGAUAUAUUAAUUACUUUUAUAAAAAUAUAUCUUUUUGUAUAUUUAUUUAUCAUAAUUUUUAAUAUAUUACUAUAUCUUUUAAAUUUUUUUAGUAAAGAAAACUAUAAUCAUUGUGCUUCAUAUUGAAUAUUAAUGUGUGAAUAUUAAAUAAAUAACAAUACAGUAUGCUAAUUUAUAUGAAAAGUUCUUUAAAAAAAUAUUCCUAUGUAAUAUAUUUUUUAAUAUUAAAUAUUAAAAAAGCAAUAAAAAAUAGAAUUUAUACACAUAUAACAUACAUACAUAUAUUUCUUAUAGUAUCUUAUGUAACGUGUAUAGUUUUUAUGCACAUAUUAAAAAGUGCCUUAAUAAUAAAUUUUUUUCCACAAAGUUAUUCCUACAUUUUGUGUGUGUAGAUAAAAGAUGUAUGUACAUAUAAUAAAAUAUACCAAAAAUGAAAUUACAUAUAAAAAAAUUAUUCAAUAUGUUACAUAUUUAUUAUGUAUUUGUUAAUGCAUAUAAGUUAAAGAUUGUUAAGAUAAUUGUAAUAAAAUAUUAAAUUUUUUUUUUACAUAUUUUGUUAAAAAAGGAAAAUUCCUAGAAUAUAUAUUGUAAUUUACAAGUACAUAUUUAUUUGAUAAUAUCUAUAUAAAUGUUAAUAAAUAAUUACUAUUAUUUAAUAUAUUGUUUAAUAUUUAUUUUCAUAUUAAUUUUAUGUUAUGUAUAUUUUAUUUAUUUUAAUUAUACAAUAGAUGCAACAUUAUUUACAUUUUAGUAAUUAUAUCAUAAUAAUAUUACAAAAUAAUAGAAUAACAAUUCUUUUAAAAAAAUAUAUCAAUAUAUUAUUUGUGCUCAUUGAGAUUCAUUUCAUUAAAAAUAAAUAUAAGUAUGAUAUUUUGCUAUUUAUAAAUAGUUGAAGUACAUAAUUGUCAUUAUUAUAUCAAUUAUCAAAGCUAAAUAUUUAUAUUUACAAAUGUAUACAUUUAAAAUAUUCAAUCUUAAGUCUCUAAUAAUAUUCUAAAAGUAAUAAUAAUUUUCCAAAUUAAUUCAUAGUGAGUUUUGAUUCUAUAAUUAAAUAGUCACAAAAUACUGGCUUAGUAUCAUAAUUAUUACUAUUUUGUCAUUAUCAACUCAUUUUUUUUAAUAUCACAUUACUUGAAUCAUUAGAAAAAUAUUGUACAUUAUUCAUUUUAUGUACAAAUUUAAAUUUAAAAAAGAUAUGUAUUAUUUAAAAACCUCUUGUUUAAAAACCAUUACCUAAAAUAUUUUAUAUGAGCAGCUUGAACAAGAAGACAAUUUUCUACUUGCACCAAGUCUAACAACUUCAUCUUCAUUAGCAUUUAUUUGGCGAUUUUCAUAUCGUCUCUAAAAAAAAAAAAAAAAAAAAACAAUAAA